Messenger RNA from Vespa velutina, 4510 nucleotides. Its product is annotated as J domain-containing protein DDB_G0295729-like. The record is from RefSeq and is a predicted model, not a curated record. The transcript is spliced from 7 exons. The coding region runs from base 1 to 4383 and encodes 1460 amino acids. Gene Ontology annotation, molecular function: transcription cis-regulatory region binding; growth factor activity. Gene Ontology annotation, biological process: regulation of transcription by RNA polymerase II. Gene Ontology annotation, cellular component: nucleus. NCBI's taxonomy places the organism in Eukaryota, Metazoa, Arthropoda, Insecta, Hymenoptera, Vespidae.
AUGGUCCAGGACAAACCUCGAUGCGCGUACAAUUCAUCGUCAUCUUCAUCAUCAUCAUCAUCAUCAUCAUCAUCGUCGUCAUUGUCGUCGUCGUCUUUGUUGUCGUAUAAAAAUUGGAUGAUGCCAGGUGAGAUUGAUAAGGACGUGCGAAGGGUGAGGCAGCACUGUGAUUACCGUGCAAGUUGCCCUAUAAAAAAUCAUUUAAUAUCGAGAAUAAAAAAUAACGAUGAAUUGAUAAGAGGAUUAUCAGGGAGGAAUUAUAGUCCUACCUUAAUAAUAAUCAAUAGAUCUUAUGAAAGAUCUAAUAAGAUUUAUCGUCGUAACAAUGACGAUGAUGACGAUGACAACGAUGGGAACAAUGACGACGACGAAGAAGACUAUAACUACGACGACGAAGAGGAACAAGGUCAUCGUCGUUUUAGGAUUAACAGUGAUAAUCGUCGAUCGUGUUCUUGUUACUAUCAUCAUCAUCAUCAUCAUCAUCAUCAUCAUCAUAAUCAGCAGCAACAGCAACAGCAACAGCAACAUCAGCAGCAGCAGCAGCAGCAGCAGCAGCAGCAUAAUCGACGUUAUUAUUACAAAUGGCGACGAUCGAGUCUGGAUAUUGUCAAGGACAAUAAUGAUAUAUUAAUAAACGAUGACAAUGUUCCUGUUGAUAUCUUUGGACCAUGUAGUACCACCACCACCACCAUUACUACUACUACUACUACUACUACCGAUAUUACAACUAUCAUUACUACUACUACUACUAGUACUACUACUACUACUACUGUUGCUACUGUUGCUGCUGUUACUGCUGCUGCUGCUGUUGCUGCUGCUGCUGCUACCACUACUACUACCACCACCACUACCACCACCAGCAGCAGCAGCACUACUACAACUGCUACUCCUACGUUGUGGAACACAGCAACGACGACGACGAAUAUGACGACAACCAAUAGAUUUUCGAACAGAAGAACCUUGUCUUGUUCUUUAGAGACUACCAGUAGUAAUACUACUAUAGCUGCUACGACUCCUCCUUAUCAUCAUCAUCAUCAUCAUCAUCAUCAUCAUCAUCAUCAUCAUUAUUAUUAUCAUUAUCAUCAUCAUCAUCAUCGUUAUUAUCAUCGUUAUUGUCAUCGUCAUCAUCACCAUCAUCAUCACCACCACCACUCGUCGUCGUCGUCAACGUCGUCGUCAACGUCGUCGUCAACGUCAUCGUCGUCGUCGUCGUCGUCGUCGUCAUCGUCAACGUCAUCAUCGUCCUCGUCACUGUUAUAUCCGUCGUCGAUAUUAUUAUCCUGCGGUAUAAAUCAAAUAGCAACGUUAUUUGCAAUCGGUAGUAUCGUCGGUAGUGUUGUCGUCGUUAGUGCCGCACCGAUCGAUUUGAUUAACGACGCCGGUGUUAGAGCUGAGAGAUCGGCGAAUCUCUCCCACAUUACUGGAGCAUCGAGGAAGAUACAGAUGUACAUUAAGAAUCGGCACCUACAGAUCCUGCCUGACGGCACGGUUAACGGCUCCAAUGACGACACUUCCGAUUACACGAUUUUUCAAAGGACUUCGGUGUCGAGAGGUCAACUGAGAAUUCAGGGUGUCGCGACUUGCCUUUACCUCUGCAUGGAUUCCUGCGGUCUGCUUUAUGGCUCGAGAGAGUAUACGGAGGACUGCGUGUUCAACGAGACGUUGGAGCAGCACAACUACAACACGUACAGCUCGGUAAGAUGGUCGACCGGGAAAAAGACACUUUACCUUGGAUUAAAUCGUCGUGGACAACCUAGGAGGGUACAAGCUAAAGGUCAUACACUUGGAAGAUUGUCGGCAUACGCUAGGGUGUUAACGCAAGUGGCACCGCCCGAUCGAGUUGAGGCCCUGCAUAGGAGAAUGUCAGGCGCCGAGCACAAUGUACGCCAUCGGCACGGUAGCCAUUCUCAUCGGCAGCAACAUCGGCAUCACCAACAGGAACAACAACAGCAACAACAACAACAACAACAACAACAACAACAACAACAUCAUCAGAGUGAACUUAGUCAACAGCAACAGCAACAGCAUCAUCAACAUCAACAGCAGAAUCAGCAACAUCAACAGCAACAGCAACAACAACAGCAACAACAGCUGCAAACGAUCUGUCCCAAUCUUCCGGCCCAAGAGAAGGACGGUAGGGAUAGGUUUAGAUGUCGCAAACGUAAAAAACGAAAGAAGAGAAAACGUCGGUGCAGACCCGGGGAGAAAGUCGGUCCGCAGUGUCAAUUGCCGGAAGAAAGGGACCCAUCGUCCGUAUCCGGGAUAACAUUGAACUCGGAGACUUCCUCUCCUGAAUCUAAAAGAUCGUGCGAGGGUGCUGCCGGCGAGGAAGCAUGUAGAAGAGAGGCAUUAUCCUCUACAUCGAAAAAGAAAAAAUCCCGGAUAGGAGAUGGGACCUUGUUGGAGGUACAUACGGAAGAUUCGUCUACGAGAGGGAAUACCAUGACUACAAUGAUCACCACCGAGGCGACCUUGACGACAGAGGACGACGUGACGUUGGAUGUGCCAACGGUAACAUCUAGCAACGGCAAUGGCAACGGCAACGGCAACGGCAACGGCAAUGGCAACAACAGCAACUCCACCAACAGCAACGCCACCCACGAGGAGAAGGAUGAGGGGGAGGACGAGGAUGAGGAGGAUGAGGAAGAGGAGGUGGAGCUCCUAACCACGACUAGGAGCAUCGGUAAGAACCUUGAAAAAGCAACCUCAAAAAAGACAAACGUCGCCGGCACCAUUAGUCAAAGUAAAAAGCCUGAUUUGCUGGACGGUAAGAAGAGGAAGAUGAAGAAAAGGAAGAAAAAAAAGAAGAAGGGAAAGAGGGGUCCAGGUUGGCCGAGGAGGAGGAACCCGUUAGCCAGGAAGAAAUCCGAGAGCGUGAAGCGGACGGACGAGGAGGAGGCGACAGGGGCAGCGGAGGAUGCGGAGGAGGAUGCCGGGGAAGGGGAGAUGGAGGAGGAGGAGGAGCAGGAUCAGGAGGAGGAGGCGAUGGAGGAGAAGAGGAAGAGGAAGAAGAAGAAGAAGAAGUUUGCGAAGGAGGAGAGAAGGGGGGGAGAAGAGAUUGCGGAGGGAUUGGAGGAAAGGAGAGAUUUAAAGAAGAAGAGGAGGAAGGAGGAAAGGGAAAGGAUGGAGGAGCCGGCGAAGGAGGUGGACGUGGAGGAGGAGGAGGAGGAGAGAAAGAAGAAGAAGAAGAAGAAGAAGGUGGAAAAGGUGGAGGAUAUGAAGGAUAUAGUCGGCAGGAUCAGCGAGCCAGUCGCGGAAAUACCGUUUGCAUCAACGACGACCUCCUCGCUCUCCUUAUCAUCCUAUUCCUCAGCCUUGUCCUCGAACCGUUCCUCUUACUUCGACGUUGGUGGUUCACGUGGCUCGUCCCAAAGACGAAAGAAGACACCGAAGAUGACGAACUCACGAACGACGUUGGCGUCGCCGUCGUCGUCGUCGCCGUUGGUGCCGGCGUCGGCGUUGACGUUGCCGAAGAGGAGGAAAGCCGCGUUCUCCUCCUCUUCUUCUCAGAAACAAUUGCGUCAUGGCGUACGACGAAACGCCAGCGGUACAUUAUUGUCCUUCUCGUCGCCGAGGAAUCCAAGAAAGUUAAAGGGAUUUAUUACCUCGUCAGAUUUGCGUCGCUCUACGGCGAUCCUUAAUUCGAACGAGAGGAGAGAGGAGAAUACCAAUCGAGAUUCGUCCAAGGACGUUGUCUUCGACUCGUUAACAACGUCGUCAUCGCCAUCGACAUUGCCAUUGCUGCCAUCGCCAUCGCCAUCGUCGUCGCCAUCGUCGUCGUCGUCGUCAUCGUCGUCGUCGUCCUCAUCGUCGUCGUCCUUGUCGACGAUGACGACGACGACGAUGACGACGACUACGAGGACGAGGACGACGGCCAUGACGACGACGACGACGGCAAUGAUGACCGAAACGAUGACGACGGCGAACGCACUGACGACGACUAUGAUGACUAAAACUAUGACCAAAACGAUAACCACUAAGACGAUAGUUCCUGAUACAAGUCGUCCCGAAGUAUCGAGUUUUCCUCCCUUCCUUAAGAGGAACUCUUCCUCCUUGUUUAAUACGUCUACCUCUACCUCCAACUCUCCUCCCUCUUCCACCACCUCCGCACCCUCUUCCUCCUCCUCCUCCUCUUUCUCAUCCUGUGUCGACUCAAGCGAGACGAGCAACUCGUCGCCUCUCGCUACCUUUUUGGAGUCCACUAGCACGAUAAAGAAGAAGACGACGACGAAGAAUAAGAAGAAAACGAACGAAGGGGAGGAGAGGAAGGAGAACGAAGAGAAGGAUGACGACGAUGGCGAAGACGAAGACGAAGAAUCAUCGAGCGAGAGAAGUACGAAAAAGACCGAGCGUUUACUCGGUAUCGAGAGACUGGCCAUGUAAUGGGGUGAAAAAAAGAAAAAAAAGAAAGAAAAAAAUGAAAAAAAGAAAAAAAAAUGAAAAAAAAAAGAAAAAAAAAACAGAAAAGAGAAAAGAAAAGGGAAAGAAAAAGGAAAAAAAAAAGGAUAAA